AUGUCUGAUCAGCUCAUCAUUGUUAAUGUUCAAAAUAGCAAUGGUGCUCAUCUUUUUCAUUUUGCAGUUGUGUAUGGUCUCCACACAAUCCAGGAUAGGAAGUCACUAUGGUUAGAGCUAAGUGAUUUUGUUACCAACAUUCAAACUCCGUGUAUUAUGAUGGGAGAUUAUAAUGAUGUUAGAUAUGCAGCUGAUAGAAUUCAGGGGUCUGAUGUUGGCCAGGCUGAAACAAUUGAUUUCAGCAACUUUAUGGAGGAUCACCAAUUCAUUGAAGCUCCCUCUUCUGUAUCCCCCUGCUGGAGUGUCAGAUCACACUCCUUGCUGUUUACUCUGGAUAGAAUUCAACAGGAAGGGGGGAGACCCUUUAGAUCUCUAAUUUUCUUGCAGACCAAGAAGGUUUUAUUGAAGUUGCGCAUAGAUCUUGGGGGGUCUAUUCAUUGUAACCAUAAAAUGAAGAAUAUUUGGGAGAAGUUGAAGGUUGUUAAGCAUGCUCUUAAAGACUUUCAUGCCAAAAGUUUCUCUAAAGCUCAUUGUAAAGUGGAGGAGCUUAGGAAAAAACUUGCUGCAUUACGAGCUUUGCCUGCAUUGCAGUCUGAUGUUACCUUGCAACAUGAAGAGAAGGAAACCUUAGAGAAAUUGAAAAAAUGGUCUCAUAUAGAUGAAAGUAUCCUAAUGCAGAAAUCUAGAAUUAACUGGCUCUCAAUGGGUGAUUCUAAUUCUAAGUUUUUCUUCACAGCUACAAGGGUGAGAAAUGCUAGAAACAAGAUUUCCUUGCUUCACAACUCUCAGGAGGUUGUGUUGACUGAUCCCUAA
This is a messenger RNA of Beta vulgaris subsp. vulgaris (sugar beet), 813 nucleotides long. RefSeq lists its product as uncharacterized. The record is from RefSeq and is a predicted model, not a curated record. The transcript has 2 exons. Bases 1 to 813 code for a protein of 270 amino acids. Lineage: Eukaryota; Viridiplantae; Streptophyta; Magnoliopsida; Caryophyllales; Amaranthaceae.